This is a messenger RNA of Schistosoma spindalis, 3591 nucleotides long. Lineage: Eukaryota; Metazoa; Platyhelminthes; Trematoda; Strigeidida; Schistosomatidae. The record is from the annotation of a GenBank genome assembly.
AUGGAUUCGGCAAGUAAAGAAAAAAUAUCAUUUAACUCUAAAAUCCAUUGCGUCUAUACAUCGGUUGGUAUUAAUCAUUUCUCUGGAUGCAGUUCUAUCAUAGCUGUCAAGUCAUCAAAUAAGUCAACAGUUGAAACUAUAUUGGCAUUCGGUUCUAGUCACUUUAUAUGCUUAGCUAGAUCCUACUCUUAUCUAGAUGAUGAAAUAAUUAAUUUGAAUACAGAUUUUUCUCAGGACAAUUUUCGUGUUUAUCAAACGUUAUCUGGUCACAAUUCUGAUGUGAGAUGUGUACGGUGGUUGGACUGUUGUUUUCAUAACAAAGGUUCAUCACAAGCUUAUCAACACGCUAUGUGUUUUCUAAUGUCGGCUGAUAGUUGUGGUCUAGUGAUAAUUUGGGCCUGUCCAACUGAAAGUUUAAGCUAUCCUAAUGAAAGAGAAAACUGGCAUAUAAUUAAUAAAUUCCAGACUCCGAAUAACUCCAUAAUAAAUUCAAUUGAUGGUUACAUUUUCCCUUCAUCAGAAAAUGAUUGCUCGUGCUCAGGGACGUUAUUCCUGUCAGCUGCAGCGGAUACAUCAGUUCAUAACUGGUCUGUUCAUGUUUCACAGAAUCUGCUUACAAAUAAAUCAAUUUUAUUACCAUGUAUUUUAAUCAGUAAUAUCACACGAAUUCCAUCACUUUGUCUGUGUCUCAGACGUUUUUGUUUAAAAUAUAAUUUCCAAACGUCCGAUGACAAUAUUGACGUAUCUUGGCUCCAUUUUAUUGUUCUCGGUCUUGACAACGGACAGACAGAAAUAUGGUCAGGUCAUCUGGUCAAUGGUCAAAAUGAAAACGUUAAAAGUCUAAACUUCACAUUAGGCACUACCAUUUCUGGGCAUCAAGAUUGGACUAGAUGUGUUGAUGUAUGUAUUGACCAUGAGCUGACAUUUCCUGUUGUACUGAUUGUUACAGGUGGUCAAGACAAUAUUGUUCGAAUAUGGCGUUUAUAUUAUCCAGAAAACGAUAACAGUGUAACAAAUCCUGGGCAUGCAAAGGCCAGUAGUCUUCAGCUUCCUGAAUGGUUUGCCACUAAUAACAUUCGUGUGUGCGUAGCGCCAGAAAGUGUCUUAGCCAGCCAUGAAAAUUGGGUCACUGGUGUUCGCUGGGGACCAACAAUAAACGGUUUAUUCCCCCCUAAUUUGCUUACUUGCAGUAUGGAUAAAUCAUUAAUCAUUUGGCAGCCUCCUAGUGAAAAUGCUUUAGAUUCAUCGGAUAUGUGCAGUUUAUGGAAAGAAAAAGCCCGAUUAGGACAUUUUGGCGACACCGGAUUGAGUCUAAUGGACUGUCACUGGUUCCCCAACGACGGUCACAAAGUAUUUGUACACACCUUUCAAGGAAGUAUUUCAGUCUGGUGCCAAUCUGAUAAAGACUUUUGGCUUCCAGCAUUGCCGUUAACAGGACAUGUCGGACCUGUAGCUGAUUUAAGUUGGAUGUCAACAUUCCCUGAGGAAAAUUUUAAAGAUUUUGACUCAUACACUUAUCUUCUAACUGCAGGAUUUGAUCAAACAGUCCGUUUACAUGCAUGCCAACCAAACACCAGUAAUGAAGAAAAAGAACUAAUUCAAGAAUUUUGGUUCGAAUUAGCUAGACCACAAAUUCAUGGUUAUGAUAUGAAUGCAAUCGCUAGUAUUUCACCAAUAUUUUAUGUAUCAGCUGGUGAUGAAAAAGUUGUUCGUGUAUUUACCACUACUAAAGAUUUCUUAAACUCUUUUAAAAAACUAUACAAAUCAUCAUCAAUUUGUUCAAAACUGGAUAAAAUUCUUGCGGAUAGUUUAAUACCCACAGGUGCUGUACAACCACCACUCGGUCUUUCAAAUCAAAUUGUAGCUAGUCCAUCUAACAGUAAUGAUAAUAAUGUCAUUGACAAUCUCGAUAAUGUUGAAGACAACAGUAAUCGCAAUGAAUAUGUCAAUAAUAAGGAAAAAGAAAAUCUGGAUAAAGUUUGUACAUCUAAUGAACUUCCUACAGAAGAUCGUUUACAACAUGCAACACUAUGGCCAGAGGUGAAAAAGUUGUAUGGUCAUCCUUAUGAGAUAUACUGUUUGGCAGUUCAUCCACGCCAAUUUCUCGUAGCCUCCGCUUGUACGGCAUCAAAACCUGAAUAUGCCCAUAUUAUAUUGUGGGAUGGUAAUUCUAAUUGGCGUAUACACCAGCGUUUGCAACAUCAUCAGUUGACGGUUACUCAAUUAGCAUGGAGUCAUGAUGGAACUAGGUUAUUGGCUGUUUCAAGAGAUCGUACAUGGAGUUUAUGGUCUGAACAACUGAUGAAUAGCGCGGCAGAAGAAACGAAUCACCAACUUCCAAACUACAUCCUAUCUGCUUAUCCCAUUAAAGGUCAAAGUCAUUCAAGAAUAAUUUGGACUUGUGCAUGGAGUCCAGAUGAUAAAAGAUUCAUUAGAAUUUCUAUGGCUAGAUUGAAAAUAUUCUCUGGUGUUUUGAGAAUACAAUUAUCGUUACGUCAUUAUUGAAAGAGUAUAUUGAUAAAACUAAUGUAAUCGCAAAUUCCGUUCAAUGCAAAAAAUUAUAUUCAAUGGUGUAAAACUAGUUCUUCUGUCAAGAACCACAAAUUCUCGACCUGAAUAAUUGUGACAGUUUUAAAAUAUAUUGACAGGAGGGUAAUAAAAGCGAUCUGAGUAAGCCAUCUCCCCCCACACGUCGUACUUAGUUUUUUUAACACAGAAUAUGUUUUAUAUUAUUGAUUCACGCUUGUAUGUGAUUUAUUAAUCUGACUUAACAAUCAGAUGUGAUAAUCACUUCGUUUAAAACUUAUGGAUUACUUUUAGUCUCAUAUUUUCAACGCAAUAAAAUCAUCUGUAUCCAUGAAUUUCGAAACUAAAUGAGUUUAGUUUGUAUGAUAAAAAACUAAUUGAUUUGUUAUAAAUUUUCUCAACGUGUUUCCAUUGUCAUUUGAUCGUUAACUCGAUUUCAUAAAUCUGUAUUUAUUUAAUACACUAACGUUUGUGCUCUAUUGAUCAUACAUACUAUUGCUCUUACUCUUUAAAUUUCAAGAUACUUUUUCACAGGAUCCAGAGACUCAUCAAUUUAUUGCUGGAAUGCUACUGUCAAAGUACAGAAAUCAACGGACCAUCUGCCUCCUGAAGCUCUUCGUCGAUUAGAUACAUAUAAAGAACUUGGAAAAUCGGUAACAGCCAUCGAUGUUUGCGAAAGUUUUAACUCAGAAUGCUCGUCUAAUCUCCAUUCGUAUCUAAUGGCUGUUGGUUUAGAAUCCGGUAACAUAAUAUUGCUUAAAUUAUGUGAAACAGGCUCAUCUGAACGCUUUUUCACAUGGUCGAUUGUUUUAAAUUUCCCUCCAGAUUGGUGCCAUGUUCCAGGCAAAAGGUUACGGCGAAUUUCGUUUUCACCACAGAAAAAUAAUUACCUCAAAACAUCAAUUAAAUACAUGGCGACAUCUGGUGAUGAUGGAAUAGUUCGAAUUUUUAAAAUAAACAUUAAAUUAUUAUAAUGUUGUGUAUUUAUAUUCACUUGAAAUAAAACCAGCUUUGAUUUUUAUUUUCAUACUGUAUGAUUUUAAUCCAAUAAAGUUUGCUAACUUG